Molecule: messenger RNA, 4410 nt
Organism: Tetrahymena thermophila SB210
Lineage: Eukaryota; Ciliophora; Oligohymenophorea; Hymenostomatida; Tetrahymenidae
Product: ABC transporter C family protein
Exons: 6
Biological process (GO): transmembrane transport
Cellular component (GO): membrane
Molecular function (GO): ATP hydrolysis activity; ABC-type transporter activity; ATP binding
Source: RefSeq, a predicted model, not a curated record
AUGAAAGAACCUCUUUUAAAAGGCAGCGAAAUUCAUACAUAAGAAUAAGAAAAGCAUUAAUCUAUCAAAAAUCUGCUUCCUCAAUAAUCUGUUAAAGGAGAUGACCAUAAUUUAUUUUUUACAGGUCUUUCUAAUCUCAUUUAAAAGGUUAAGAAAUAAACAUCUUAAGGAUAGUAAAUACAAAACGAAGAUGUGGCUUAGAAUAUAACAAAAACUACUUAACUUGGGCCAUGCGUCGUAAAGCUAUAAAAUUAUCUCGAUGGUUUAGAGGAUAAACAGGAAAAUUUCAACUCAAAGAAGAGAAAAAGUCUGAAAAGUAUUUUUUGGUUUAUGACGAGAAGAUAAUUAAUUAUUGGUUUGACUCUUUCAAUCUUAUAAAAUGCUGUAGGAUGUGGAGCUAUUUUUAUUUUGGAUUUGAUUACAGAUGAACUAAAAAAAGAGGAAAGAGAAGCAAAUUAUAAAAUAAAAAUUAGUUUUAUGCUGCUUGGAAUUGUGAUGCUUUAUUUCAUAAAAAACAUUUUAUUCUCUUAAUACACUUGGUGUUAGGCUAAGUGGAAGUCUGAAUGUAGAACAACACUUUAGUAUGUGACCUUCUAAAAAUAAUUAAAGUCAAAGAUAUUUAGUUCUCCUACAGACUAGAAAAAGAGUCAACCUAAAAAAGCAAAUGGGAGUGAUAAAAAUAGCAAAAACCCUUAAAAGAUACCUGAUAUAAACAAUAUAAUGACUGUAGAUGUCAACUAAUGUUUGAGUUUAUAUUGGUCUCUAAUUGAGACUGUAAGCAGUAUUAUUACUUUGACAAUAGUUCUAGUUCUAAUUUAUUACAAAAUAGGAGCUGCAAUCUUAGCUGGUAUUUAUGUCUUAAUUGCUUCCUUUUUAGUUAACUUAGUUCUAACUCUAUCAAUGUCUUUUCUAUACUCCAAGUAAUAUAGAAUGAAAGACAAGAGAAUAGUAUUGACGAAGGAUGUUAUAGAUGGAAUUAAAAGCAUUAAAUAUCUUGGAUGGGAGAAAAUAUUCUAAAAAAAAAUUGAAAAAGCUAGGUCUGGAGAGUAUUCCUUUAUUAUGUCCACAAGAUGUCUGGAUGGAGUCAUUAGUGUCUUUUGGAACAGCAUAAGCUAUUUCUUGCUCUUCUUUUUCCUUGUAGAUUUUAUAAAUGAGGGAAAUUAACUAAAGGAUUCAAAUGUCUUUACAAUAAUUGCACUAUUUGGAUAUCUAACUUAUCCUAUGGGAAUUUUGCCUUGGUCUAUUGGAUAUCUCGUUAAAAUAAGAGUUUCUUUUAACAGAAUUUGCUAGUUUUUAGAAGACAAAGAAAUUACUCCCCAAUUCGAACAUAGAGGAGGAUAAAAUAACGAGUUUGCGAACACUGUUAUUGGUGAUGUUUAAAAUUCUCAUGAAAAUAUUGCAUUGUAAAUAAAAAAUAUGAAAUUUAUGUGGCCAAGCAGAGAAGUAAAAGAGGAAUUUGAAUUUACUGAUUCAAUAUAUCAAAACAAACACGAAAGCCAACUAAAAGAGUGUCAUGAUUUUAUUGAAGAAAAAUAAGAAACACAGUCUUUUGAAUUAAAUAUUGAAGAUUUUUCAAUCUAAAAAGGAACUUUAAAUGUUAUAGUUGGUAGAACAGGUAGUGGAAAGAGUGCUUUACUAAACGCUUUACUGAAAGAAAUGGAUUGUUAAGUUUUUAACAAAAGAGCAUUUGAAAAAAGUAUUUCUUUGAUUUCUAAAUCUGAAAAUGAAAAUAGUUAAAUUAUUAACAAUUCUUCAUUUUAUUUAGAAGGAAAAGUUGCUUAUGUUGCUUAAAACCAUUGGCUUUAAAAUAAAUCAAUUAGAGAUAAUAUUCUUUUUGGAGAAGAGUAUUCUUAAAAGUGGUAUGAUACAUGUCUAAAAGUAUGUGAAUUAAAAGAAGAUUUGCAAGCCUUUAAGGAAGGUGAUUAAAAACUUGUAGGACCUAACGGAUCGAACUUAAGUGGAGGAUAAAAACAGAGAAUAGCACUAUGCAGAGCUGUUUAUUCAGAUAGUGAUAUUUAUUUGCUUGAUGAUAUUUUUAGUAGCUUGGAUGCUCAUGUUGCAAAAAGAAUAUUUUUAAAAUCAGUUAAAUAAUUACUUGUAGAGAAAAGGAAAAAAACAGUAUUAAUGGUAACAAGCCAUUUUGAGAUACUGAAAGCAGGUAAAAUUAACCCAUCUUAAAUGAUUUUAAUAGAUAGAGGGCUUAUUAUUAGAGACACAAUAGCUAUUGAAUAGUUUAUGAAAGCAAGUUAGGCUUUUAAUAUGCAUAGAGAUGAUCCUUCUAGAACAAGAAAUAAUUCUCUAUCUAUAGAAGAAGUCGAUUAUUCAAAGUUAUAAAUUGAUGAUUCUUUUCUUGCCUCCUCUAGAUCAAGUUCUUUAUCUUCUUUAUUAAUGCAAAAAGAAGAUACAGAAGAAACAAAUUAAGAGAUAAAAAUAAAACUUGAAGAUAAAAAACCAAGUGAAGUCAAAAAUGAAGAAGUUAGAGAAUAAUCUUCAAUUAAGUUUUCAACACUUGCUACAUAUUUUAGUACUAUGGGAUACAUUUUCUUAAUGUUUUUCUUAGCCUUUAAUUUUUUGAUGCAAGGAAGCUAAAUGCUUAUAGAUUUUUGGUUAAGAGACUACACUAAUCAUUAAAGCUCAUUUUUCAACAAUAUUAAUGACACUUUUGACACUUUUACAAAAGCAUUUUUCUUCUUAAUUUUCUUAAAUCUUGGCAUAACAGCCUUAAGAAGUUUUUUUUACUGUUUAUGUGCUCUUCUAAGCAGCAGAAGAAUGUUCCUUAAGCUUAAUAAAAGCAUACUUUUCAGUAAAAUGAAAUUUUUCGAUACUAAUCCUGUUGGACGUAUUAUCAGCAGACUAGCAGAUGAUGUUGAUUCAGUUGAUUAUUAUCUGCCUUGGUAGUCAUAAACAUUCAUGGAGCAGCUUGCAUACUCAAUAGGUUAUCCUGUUGGCAUUAUCGUUCAGUUCCCUUGGAUUGUCAUUAUCAUUUUAAUAUGCUUUGCUUUUAUUUACUAUGUCUAAAGGCAGUUUAGAGAUUCGAAUAGAGAAAUUAAAAGACUCAACUCUGUUAAUACUGGUAAAGUUUUAACUGUUGUAAGUGAGUGCUGUAAAGGUGUAACAACAAUUAGAGCAUUUGAGAAAUAAAAUUAUAUUUUAAAGGACUUUUUUGCUAAAUUAAAUGAAAGCGUAAAUACAUUUGCAGUAAGCUAAGGAGUUUAAGUUUGGAUGAUGAUCAGAUUGCUUACUAUAAGCAAUUUAGUGUUUUGUUUUGUGAGCAUUUCUAGUAUUGUCAUUGUUGUUUUCGAUUUAGAUUUUAAUUACAACACAAUAGCUAUGUGUCUUACUUAUUCCAUUUUACUUUCUACUAGGUUUUCUGAUCUUAUGUAAUACUUUUGUAAUGUUGAACAAUAUUUGAUAAGUGUGGAGAGAAUAAGAUAAUACUUCUGUAACGAAUAAGAGAAUCCAAGCGAGAUAAUCGCUAAAAGUUAUUUUAAUUAUGAAAAAUAAUCAUCGAAAAUUGACGAUUAAAAAGAAAGAAUUUAAUAAUUGAAAGAAGAUUAAAGUGAUGCUGAAAUUGAAUUUUAAAAUGUUUAUCUUUCAUACGAAAGCUCAAUUUAAAAUAGCAUAGAUAUAGAAUAGAUGCAAGGAGAGCAAGCUGAGAAAUGUUUUGCUUUGAGAGGAAUUUCUUUUAAAAUUAAAAAAGGAGAAAAAAUCGCAUUCUGCGGAAGAACUGGUUCUGGUAAAUCUUCUAUUUUGAAUUUGAUUUUUGGAAUGUAUCAUUUCUAAAGAGGAGAGAUAUUUGUUAAAGGAAAAAAUAUAAAAGUAAUGACUCUUUAGGAUUUAAGACAGCAGAUGGCUAUCAUUCCUUAGUUUGGAUUCUUGUUUAAAAGUACUUUAAGAGAUAACUUAGAUCCUUCAGGGAAAUUAAAUGAUACGUAAAUUUAGUGUAAAAUAGCAAACUCAGGAAUAUCUUUGGAGUCAAUUCAAUUUAAGGAACAUAAAUCUUCUAAUUCGUAUAGAUCAGAAAAUGAAACUAGGUAUUAAUUAUAGCUAUAAUAAGAUGCUAAUUUAGACUCUUUGAUUCAGGAAGGAGGAGCCAAUCUCUCAAAUGGAUAAGCAUAGAUAAUCAAUUUUCUUAGAAUCAUCCUAAAAGAUACAGACAUCAUUUGUCUAGAUGAAGCUACCUCAAAUAUGGACCCAAUCACCGACUCAUUAUUAAACUAAGCUCUGUUUGAUUUCUCCAAAAAUAAAACAUUAAUUGUAGUCACUCAUCGCUUAGAAAAUAUAGAUAAAUUUGAUAGAGUAUUUGUUAUGGAUUCUGGUAAAAUAGCAGAAUGUGGACAUGUAAGCGAACUUAGAAAAGCAGAAAAUGGCUUUUUUAAUAGAUUAACAGAAAAUUAAAAUACAAAAUGA